Messenger RNA from Solanum verrucosum, 3526 nucleotides. Its product is annotated as serine/threonine-protein kinase BRI1-like 2. NCBI's taxonomy places the organism in Eukaryota, Viridiplantae, Streptophyta, Magnoliopsida, Solanales, Solanaceae. The transcript has a single exon. The coding region runs from base 2 to 3376 and encodes 1124 amino acids. Gene Ontology annotation, molecular function: protein kinase activity; receptor serine/threonine kinase binding; ATP binding. Gene Ontology annotation, biological process: protein phosphorylation. The record is from RefSeq and is a predicted model, not a curated record.
CAUGAACACCAACUCUGCUAUAACAUUGCUCAUUGUCUUGUUUUUUUCCUUGAUUCUUGCAUCCGUAAACGCGGUAUCUUCCUCCAUCAAAACUGAUGCUGAAUCACUCUUGCUAUUCAAGAACAUGAUACAAAAAGACCCUUCUGGUGUUUUAUCAGGAUGGCAACUUAAAAACAAUCCAUGUUCAUGGAAUGGUGUAACUUGCAAUAGUCUUGGAAGAGUAACAAAUCUUGAUCUUCAACAAUCUGAACUUGUUGGAGAGGUUUCUUUUUCUCCUUUCAAUUCUCUAGAUAUGUUAACUGUCCUUAAUCUGUCAUCGAAUUCGUUUUAUGUAAAUGCAUCAACCUCUUUAACUCAGUUACCUUAUAGUUUGAAACAACUUGAACUUUCAUUCACUGGCUUAGCAGGCUAUGUACCUGAGAAUUUCUUUGCAAAAUGUCCAAAUCUUGAAUAUGUUAGUCUUUCUUUCAAUAACAUAACAGGUUCUUUGCCUCAGAAUUUCUUGUUGCAUACUGAUAAGUUACAGUAUCUUGCAAUGGACUAUAAUAAUCUUACAGGAUCAAUUUCUGAUAUCAAGAUUGAGAGUUGUAAUUCAUUGUUACGACUCGAUUUGUCAGGGAAUCAGAUAAUGGAUUCAAUUCCUUCUGCUUUAUCUAAUUGUACAACACUUCAAGAAUUGGUUCUGGCUGAGAAUUUCUUCUCUGGCUCAAUUCCAGCUUCUUUUGGUGAGCUUAUAAGUUUGCAAAGAUUGGAUCUUUCUAAGAAUCAUUUAUCCGGUUGGAUCCCAUCUGAAUUAGGAAACUCAUGUAGUUCACUUGUGGAACUCAAGUUUUCUAAUAACAAUAUCACUGGUUCAAUCCCGAAUUCAUUCUCAUCAUGUUCUUCUCUUCAAAAUCUUGAUUUGUCGAAUAAUAAUCUAACCGGUCCAUUCCCUGAUUCCAUCCUACAGAAUUUAGCUUCUUUAGAGUCUUUGCAAAUGAGUAGUAACAAGAUUUCUGGUUCAUUUCCUGCUUCUCUUUCAUAUUGCAAGAAACUCCGCGUUGUAGACUUUAGCUCCAACAUGAUCAAUGGGAUGAUUCCACCAGAUUUAUGCUCUGGAGCUUCAUCAUUGGAAGAGCUGAGAGCACCUGAUAACUCACUUUAUGGUCCAAUUCCAUCUCAAUUGUCUCAAUGUUCACAGCUCAAGACUAUUGAUUUUAGCUUGAACUAUUUGAACGGUUCGAUUCCAUCAGAGCUAGGAAAACUUGAGAAUCUUGAGCAGCUUAUUGCUUGGUACAAUAGUUUGCAAGGGAGCAUACCAGCAGAGUUGGGAAAAUGCAGCAACUUGAAGAAUCUUAUACUUAAUAACAACUACUUGAGUGGGAAAAUUCCAGUUGAAUUGUUUAAUUGUGGUAAUCUUGAGUGGAUUGCUCUCACAAGUAAUGGACUAAGUGGUGAGAUUCCUAAAGAAUUUGGCCAUCUUUCAAGGCUGGCGGUUUUGCAACUAGCAAAUAAUAGCUUGAGUGGUCAGAUUCCAAGUGAAUUAGUCAAUUGUAGUAGCUUGGUUUGGUUGGAUUUGAGUAGCAAUAGGUUAACCGGGGAGAUCCCACCGCGACUUGGUAGGCAGCAAGGGGCUAAAGCAUUGAGUGGGAUUCUAUCAGGUAACACAUUGGUGUUUGUCCGAAAUGUAGGUAAUUCGUGCAGAGGCGUUGGAGGAUUGCUUGAGUUCUAUGGGAUACAUCCUGAAAGGCUUUUACAGGUUCCAUCAUUAAAGAGUUGUGAUUUCACUAGGCUGUAUUCUGGUCCAGUUCUUAGUGCUUUUACUCGGUAUCAGACUAUCGAGUACCUUGAUCUUUCGUACAAUGAGCUUCGUGGGAAAAUCCCUGAUGAAUUUGGUGAUAUGAUAGCUUUGCAAGUUCUUGUUAUAUCACAUAAUCAUUUGUCAGGAGAGAUUCCUUCAUCACUUGGAGGGCUAAAGAAUUUGGGAGUGUUUGAUGCAUCACAUAACAGAUUGCAGGGUCAAAUUCCUGAUUCGUUUUCACUUCUUUCUUUCUUGGUGCAGAUUGACUUGUCUAAUAAUGAAUUGACAGGACAAAUUCCACAAAGGGGUCAGCUUAGUACACUUCCUGCAAGCCAAUAUGCAAACAAUCCAGGACUCUGUGGGGUUCCAUUGUCUGAAUGCCAGUAUAACUCACCUGCCACGAAUACUGGAGACGGAGGAGGAGGAGGAAAAAGAAGUUCAGCUGCAUCAUUGGCUAAUAGCAUUGUUCUUGGAGUUCUCAUUUCCAUUGCCUCAGUAUGCAUUUUGAUUGUUUGGGCUAUUGCUAUGCGUGCAAGGCGUAGAGAGGCUGAAGGAGUGAAAAUGCUUAGUAGUUUGAGUACUAACUAUGCAGCUUCAUCAUGGAAGAUUGACAAAGAGAAGGAGCCAUUAAGCAUCAAUGUAGCAACUUUCCAAAGACAACUUAGGAAGCUGAAGUUCUCACAACUUAUCGAGGCCACGAAUGGAUUCUCAGCUGCAAGCCUCAUCGGUUCUGGAGGAUUUGGAGAAGUCUUCAAGGCAACAUUGAAGGAUGGAUCAAGUGUUGCAAUCAAGAAACUUAUCAGGUUAAGUAGCCAAGGCGACCGAGAGUUCAUGGCUGAAAUGGAGACAUUAGGAAAGAUCAAGCACAAGAACCUUGUACCCCUCUUAGGAUACUGCAAGGUUGGUGAGGAAAGACUUCUAGUUUACGAGUUCAUGGAAUAUGGCAGCCUAGAAGAAAUGCUUCACGGGAAGACAAGAAUGCCCGAUAGAAGGAUCCUAACAUGGGAGGAAAGGAAAAAAAUAGCCAGAGGAGCAGCCAAAGGACUCUGCUUCCUUCACCACAACUGCAUCCCACACAUCAUACACCGCGACAUGAAGUCAAGCAACGUGCUAUUAGACAACGAAAUGGACGCCAGGGUGUCUGAUUUUGGCAUGGCAAGGCUGAUAAGCGCACUGGACACACACCUCAGUGUGUCCACACUAGCAGGAACACCAGGAUAUGUACCACCUGAGUACUAUCAGAGUUUUAGGUGCACAGCAAAGGGAGACGUGUACUCGUUUGGAGUCGUGCUUCUUGAACUCUUGACAGGGAAAAGGCCAACAGAUAAGGAAGAUUUUGGUGACACAAACUUGGUUGGAUGGGUGAAAAUGAAAGUAAGAGAAGGGAAAUCAAUGGAAGUAAUUGAUCAAGAAUUGUUAUCAGUGACUAAAGGAAAUGAUGAAGCAGAAGUUUUAGAAGUUAAAGAGAUGGUAAGGUACUUAGAGAUAACAAUGCAAUGUGUAGAGGAUUUUGCAUCAAAAAGGCCUAAUAUGUUACAAGUUGUGGCUAUGUUGAGAGAACUAAUGCCUGGAAGUAGUUCAAGCAACAGUGGUUAAACAGCAAACCAGAAACAAAAAAAGGAAAAAAGAAGAAAAAAACCAAAAGAAUGUAAAAUUCUUUCUUGUUUUGUUUGUGCAAGUAUUCAUCUGCAUUUGUAUUUAGUCAACAACUUCUCUUAUUUUUUUGCAAUAUUAUUCCCAUGUUUU